CUCUGUCUCUCCUCCUCCUCCUCCUCCUGCUGCUUCUCCUCCCCGGGUGGAUGGCGGCGGCCAGAGUUGGAGUCCCAGCCGCGCUGCCCAGACCACAUAUCUGAUUCAUUGGCAAGACCACAAUCUGAUCCCAAAGAUGUGCUCCACAAAUCCAGGCAAUUGGGUCACAUUUGAUGAUGACCCUGCUUUUCAGUCUUCUCAAAAGUCAAAGAAUUUCCCUCUGGAGAAUCAAGGCAUUUGUAGACCAAAUGGACUUAAACUGAACCUUUCUGGUACUAAGGAAUUUCCCAGUGGAUAUUCCUCCACCAGCAGUACCCCUCUCUCCUCUCCCAUCAUAGACUUUUAUUUCAGUCCAGGACCUCCAAGUAACUCUCCUCUUUCUACACCUACCAAAGACUUCCCAGGUUUUCCUGGCAUCCCCAAAGCAGGGACUCAUGUGCUUUAUCCUAUUCCAGAAUCAUCUUCAAAUAGUCCAUUUAUACCUGGAGCAGGUUCUUCCUUAUUGCCUACUAAACCAACCUAUUUAUCCCAUGCUUCCUUACUCAGUGACCACUCAUGUAUACAUCCAGCUCCCAAAGUGGGUCUUCCAGAUGAAAUGAGCCCUCACCAGGCUGAAAGCCUAGGGUUCCAAAGUGAUACUCCCCAGUUUCAGUAUUUUCAGGAGGACUGUGCCUUUUCAAGUCCAUUUUGGAAAGAUGAAAGCAGUGCUUCCCAGCUCACCUUUGACCCUCCAGGAAGCAGAAAGAUGGUCCCAUCAAGAGACAAAGAGAUGCCUAUUGAUCAAAAAGGCUUAAAUCAAUGUUCACUCAACUACAUCUGUGAGAAACUUGAACAUCUCCAAUCAGCUGAGAACCAAGACUCAUUUGGAAAUUUGUCUACACAGUAUCUGUAUGCUGAAGAUGCUGCCUCUUCCUUUGUCCCCCACAUGCUCUUCAGGAGUCAGCCAAAAGCCGGAUGGUCUUUCAUGUUGAGAAUUCCUGAGAAGAAGAACAUGAUGUCUUCCCGUCAGUGGGGGCCAAUUUUUCUAAAAGUCUUACCUGGAGGAAUUUUGCAAAUGUAUUAUGAGAAGGGGUUAGAAAAACCAUUUAGAGAGUUACAGCUCAAUCCAUACUGCAGGCUUUCUGAACCCAAAGUUGAGAACUUUAGUGUGACAGGAAAAAUCCAUACUGUGAAGAUUGAACAUGUGUCUUACACAGAAAAAAGGAAAUACCAUUCUAAGACAGAAGUAGUUCACGAACCAGACAUAGAACAAAUGCUAAAGUUGGGAUCCACAGAGUACCAUGACUUCCUUGACUUUUUGACCAGUGUGGAGGAGGAGCUGAUGAAGCUGCCAGUUGUUUCAAAACCAAAGAAGAACUAUGAGGAACAAGAAAUUUUCCUUGAAAUUGUGGACAACUUUUGGGGUAAAAUCACUAAAGAAGAAGGAAAAUUGAUUGAAAGUGCUGUGAUAACUCAAAUCUGUUGCCUCUGCUUUGUGAAUGGGAACACAGAAUGCUUUUUAACCUUGAAUGACUUUGAACUGCAGAAGCGAAAUGAAUGCUAUUUUGAAAACGACCCAGAAAAGAAGGGGAUUGAUAUUCUUGACUAUCAUUUUCAUAAGUGUGUGAAAGCACAAGAAUUUGAGCAAUUAAGAAUCAUUAAGUUUGUACCUCUGGAUGCCUGCCGGUUUGAGCUGAUGCGUUUCAAGACUUUGUAUAGUGGGGAGGAUCUUCCCUUUUCCCUGAAGUCUGUAGUGGUUGUCCAGGGGGCGUAUGUGGAGCUUCAGGCCUUUGUCAACAUGGCCCCGUUGGUCCAGAGACCAUCCUUGAGGUCCUGCAACAACAUAAUGAUACACUUUCCUGUUCCGUCGCAGUGGAUCAAGGCCUUCUGGACCAUGAACCUCCAGAGGCAGAAGUCCCUGAAAGCCAAAAUGAACCGACGGGCAUGUCUGGGGAGUUUACAUGAACCUGAAUCUGAACCUGUCAUACAGGUCACUGUGGGGUCAGCAAAAUAUGAGAGUGCCUACCGGGCCGUCGUAUGGAAGAUAGAUCGGCUUCCUGAUAAAAAUUCAAGUCCUGAUCACCCCCAUUGUUUGUCAUACAAACUAGAACUUGGAUCAGACCAAGAAAUUCCCUCUGAUUGGUAUCCAUUUGCUACUGUUCAGUUUGGGAUUCUUGACACCUAUGCCUCAAGGACAGAGGUCAGGUCUCUGGGGGUGGAGAGUGAUGUCCAGCCACAGAAACAUGUUCAUCAGCGAGCCUGCUACAACAUCCAGGUUGAAAUAGAAAAGAAGUGGAUUAAAAUCGAUGGAGAAGACCCAGAUAAAGCUGGUGACUGCGUAACUCAGUAGGAGUGUGGCAAGAGUCAGUGAUGACGACCCGCUUUCCAGAUACGUAAUUCACGGAAACCACACAAAGUUCUGCUACUGUGGAGUGGAAAUGACAGGUCCAGUGGUUACGUUUAGAGAAGUUUAGACCUGCAACGGAACCAUCUGUACUUUAUGCUUUUGAUAUGUUUGUGCCCUGGGGGUGUGAUCUAAACUGUGUCUAUAAUUUUCAUGAUGUUUUUGUUUCCUAGUGAAACUCAAAGGCACUAUUAUUGUGACCUGACAGCCACUUGGCCAAAGCAUUUUUGAUUUUUGAUUUCUUGGUGGCUGAUUGUUUUGCCCUCUGGGUUACCUGGGGC
Molecule: messenger RNA, 2664 nt
Organism: Kogia breviceps (pygmy sperm whale)
Lineage: Eukaryota; Metazoa; Chordata; Mammalia; Artiodactyla; Physeteridae
Gene: STON1
Product: stonin 1
Biological process (GO): regulation of endocytosis; synaptic vesicle endocytosis
Cellular component (GO): clathrin-coated vesicle; synaptic vesicle
Molecular function (GO): clathrin-cargo adaptor activity
Source: RefSeq, a predicted model, not a curated record